This is a messenger RNA of Corylus avellana, 1694 nucleotides long. Its product is annotated as RNA methyltransferase family protein. Lineage: Eukaryota; Viridiplantae; Streptophyta; Magnoliopsida; Fagales; Betulaceae. Gene Ontology annotation, molecular function: protein methyltransferase activity; nucleic acid binding. Gene Ontology annotation, biological process: protein methylation. The record is from RefSeq and is a predicted model, not a curated record.
CAGCUGCCAGAGACCACACCGUCCAACAGAGCAGCACAAGUCCUUCGUCUUUCUCACACACGGGACACAGCAGUUGAAGACCAAAUCGAAGGGCAAUGAGGAGCUCUCCUUGUAGACUGGUUGUGGAGUUGUCCAGGGUCUAAGCAUGGGGAUAUAGCACAGAGAGACCUGAGUUUUCUGCCAUUUUGAUUGCCAAAAAAAAGGAAAUAAAAGAAGAAGAUGAGGCUAAGCUUCACAAGUGCAUGCUGUCCCUCUAAUUUCUCAAUUUUUACUAAACCCUCCCUUUGUACGAAUCUUCAUCGGACAGUAUGCUCUUCUUCAUUAUCCUCCCUACCCACUUCGUUAAAACCUCAAGUUCCGCUCUUUCUAAGACCACCAGUGCACUCAGCUACCGUUCCUGACCUCAGAAACUGGCAUGAUUGGGCCAAAAACCUUGCUUCUUCAGUUGGGACAAGGUUUCAGGACUCAGACAAUGGUCCAGACUCCAGCCUGUUGUCUAGGGAGCUUAAGUGGCUCAUGGAAGAUGCAAUUGAAGAUCACUCGGUAUUUUCCCAAUUGGGUAUUGGAAACAAUCAGACAAAUGUAAGAUUAAAGGCAGGCAUAGAGGAGCUUUACAAUCUGUGGAAGCAGAGGAUUGAAGAGAGGAGGCCUUUUCAGUAUGUAGUUGGGUGUGAGCAUUGGAGGGACUUGGUUUUGAGUGUCCAAGAGGGGGUUUUGAUUCCAAGACCUGAGACUGAACACAUUGUUGACUUGGUGGCUGAUGUGGUUUCAGACGAUGAAGGAUUGAGAGAGGGGUUGUGGGCAGAUUUGGGGACUGGAAGUGGUGCACUUGCUAUUGCAAUUGGGAGGAUUUUAGGGAGUUGUGGGACAGUCAUUGCAACAGAUUUAAGCCCUAUCGCACUGUCCGCGGCGGCUUUUAAUGUGCGGAGGUAUGGUCUGCAGGAUGCAAUUGAAUUAAGGCAAGGAUCAUGGUUCGAACCAUUGAAGGAUGUGGAAGGAAAACUUGCAGGUAUUGUAAGUAAUCCACCAUACAUUCCGAGUGACAAUAUCCCUGGGCUACAAGCUGAGGUUGGUAGACAUGAACCGAGACUUGCAUUAGACGGUGGUCUAAGUGGAAUGGAUUAUCUCUUCCAUAUUUGCAAUGGGGCUGCUUCAAUGUUAAAACCUGGUGGAUUUUUCAUUUUUGAGACAAAUGGUGAGCAGCAGUGCAAGUGUCUUGUGAAGUACUUGGGAAACGAUAUGAGAGGCAGUUUCCGCAGUUUGGACAUAGUAUCUGAUUUUGCUGGAAUUCAAAGAUUUGUAACUGGAUUCCGUCAAUGACCAACAUGAUUUGUCAAUAAUCGCAGCCGUCAAUUAAGGGGAACCUCAACUUAGUUGCAACCUGUUGCAUGGGUAGCACAACUCUCUAGCCCAGCAAGACAGAAUCAAGAAACUUCUCCUAUCCAAUCACUUCUACGAACUUUUCCACAAUUUGUUUCACAGUUACCUUUUAGUUGAUUGUAGGAAUAUCUAAUUAUAAAUGUUUUUUUUUUUUUUUCAAAUCAUUUUUAGACCUCUUUGGCAAGUUUUGACUGAAAACCUAUUUUUUGGUAUAGAAAAAUUGGAAAUUGAUUUCGGAUGCAUGGUUGAAAACAAGCAAAUUGUUUGUUUAGAUGUUAAUUUUAUUAGUUAUAUUUUCUGACUAGAUAAGUGUC